Messenger RNA from Beauveria bassiana ARSEF 2860, 675 nucleotides. RefSeq names its product tetraspanin-like protein. Bases 1 to 675 code for a protein of 224 amino acids. The record is from RefSeq and is a predicted model, not a curated record. The transcript has 3 exons. Lineage: Eukaryota; Fungi; Ascomycota; Sordariomycetes; Hypocreales; Cordycipitaceae. Gene Ontology annotation, cellular component: membrane.
AUGCCUGACAAGGUGCUCCUGACCACCCUCGGCAUCAACGUGCUCUUCCUGGCCACCGGCGCCCUCGAACUCGGCUUCUGCCUCGUCGUCCGGGGCCUGCUCGACAAGGAGCCCGACGACGGCCGCGAUGCCGUCCGCCACCUGCUCCAUCGCCAGUUCCCCCUCGACGCCGGCGUCGCCAAUGCCAGCAUCAUCCUCGCGACCUCGGUCUUUGCCCUCGCCGGCCUCGCCUCCAAGGGCCGCUCCAUGCUCAAGCUCAGCGGCUAUCUGAUUUCGUUUUGCGCCAUCUUCACGCUGUGUCUCGGCGUCGUGCUCUGGGUCAUGACGCUGCGCGUCAAGGAGCAGUUCUUCCCUGUAUAUCUCGACCAGGAGCCGUCGGUACAGUCGUCAAUUCAGACUUCGUUUGGAUGCUGUGGCUACUUUAACGCCUCCACACCGGCCUUUAUUACCGAUUCGACGUGCCCGAGCCCGGCCGCCGCGGCCCUGUUCCGCGGCUGUGCGACGUCCAUCUCUAGCUUUGCCAACAUUGCGCUCGACGUCAUCUUUACUGCCCUCUUUGGCAUGGUUGGCGUCGACGCCGUCUUUAUCCUUUCCAUUGCCGCGCUCGUCAAGGUCCGCAAGGAGCGCGAGCGUUACCGCCACAUUGACGAAAAGGGCGGCUUCCAGCAAUUUUAG